AUGCAUGCAGUCGGCUGGCUCCUCAACCCGAAGAACCAGCUCGCGAUGGAAGUCCGCAACGACCCCGAGAUCAUCGAAGGGGUCAAUGCGGUGCUGCAGGCACGAGGAGGUGACGUGCAAGGCCGAAUCUUGUUGCAAGCCCAGCUUGCUACGUACCACAGAGGUGAGGGUCGUCUGGGGGGGGAAGAUGCACGGGCCGCAGCGAUGCUCGUGGAGAGUGAACGUCUCUCACAUGCGAAUUGGUGGGCGAUGUAUGGAGGGGAACUCCCCGAGCUACAAGAUUUGGCUGCCGAAGGCUCUGAACCACGGGUUGAAGAGGAAGAAGGUGAUGUCGAUUGCGUGAUUGACUGGGAAGCUCUUGGCAGCAUCGGGAAGAGGAAGAAGAAAGAGGUGACAAAGGGAAUCAAGGGAAAGGCGACCAAGAAGCUUAAGAAGAAGCGUUCGGCUGACGAAGACGAUGAUGAGGAGGAGGAGGAGGAGGAUGAGGAUGAGGAGGAGGAGGAGGAGGAGGAGGAGGAGGAGGAGGAGGAGGAGGAGGAGGAGGAGGAGGAGGAGGAGGAGGAGGAGGGCGGGGCGUCCAACGCAUGGGACAUUAGUGACCUUGAUGGUGUUAGAUAG
Molecule: messenger RNA, 618 nt
Organism: Closterium sp. NIES-65
Lineage: Eukaryota; Viridiplantae; Streptophyta; Zygnematophyceae; Desmidiales; Closteriaceae
Source: the annotation of a GenBank genome assembly